Purpureocillium lilacinum is the source of this 843-nucleotide messenger RNA. The record is from RefSeq and is a predicted model, not a curated record. Lineage: Eukaryota; Fungi; Ascomycota; Sordariomycetes; Hypocreales; Ophiocordycipitaceae.
AUGGACCGUGUGGUGUUUGUGACGGGCGGCGCUGGCACCAUUUGCAGCAUGCAGACCAGGGCCCUCGUUCGCCUGGGUGCCAACGCCUGCAUCAUCGGCCGCAGCGAAGGAAAGACCGAGGAGGCGGCCAAGGAAAUCGCAAAGGUCCGGCCCGGUGCCAAGGUUAUUGGCAUCGGCGGUUGCGAUGUCCGCAAGGUAUGCAUGGAGAGCCUCCAGGCCGCCGCUGAUCGGUGCGCGCGCGACGCCGGAGCUGCCGGCAACUUCAUCGUGUCGCUCGACGGCAUGAGCCCCAACGCCUUCAAGUCCGUCAUGGACAUUGACGUGCUUGGAACCUUCAACACCAUCAAAGCCACCAUCCCGCACCUGCUCAAGAGCUCGUCGCCCCGCAUCAUUUACGUCUCGGCAACGUUCCACUAUACGGGUAUGCCUUUACAGGCCCAUGUGUCGGCCGCCAAGGCAGCAAUCGACUCUCUCAUGGCCUCGGUGGCCCUGGAAUACGGACCUCGUGGCGUCCAGAGCAACGUCAUCUCCCCGGGAGCCAUCGAGGACACGGAGGGCGCCGCCAGACUCAUGAGCUCGGAUGAGACGGUAAAGGCGCAGUACGCCGCGUCGAUUCCUUCGGGCCGCCUCGGCACGGUCCGCGACGUCGCCGACGCGACCGUCUUUCUCUUCUCCGAGGCUGGCACGUAUAUCAAUGGCCAAGUGAUCCCCGUAGAUGGCGCUGCGUGGAGGAGGCAAGGCGCGUCGACCAUGGGCGGGGAUAAGUCUAUGGAGUAUCCCAACUAUCUUCUGUCCACUGAGCCCCCAAAAGGUGUCAAGGAUACGAGGAAGCACAAGCUGUGA